Amoebophrya sp. A25 is the source of this 3299-nucleotide messenger RNA. The record is from the annotation of a GenBank genome assembly. Lineage: Eukaryota; Dinophyceae; Syndiniales; Amoebophryaceae.
UUCGGUUCAAUACGUCGGCGCCAGUGUCUCGCAAUUGCUAAGUGAUGUGGCAACAGCACCACGUUCAGCAGAGCAAGAAAAACUCUUGAAACGAGUUCCCGUGAAAGUAUACACAGACGCAGAUGAGUGGAGCGAGUACGCCCACGUUGGGGUGGAUCCGGUAUUGCAUAUCGAACUGGUCAAGCGCAACGAUGUGUUUCUGAUCGCGCCUUUGUCGGCUAACACAUUGGCGAAAUUGGCAGGGGGACUCUGUGACAAUUUAUUGACCUGUUGUGCACGAGCUUGGCCAUGGACUGUUGCUGUUGAUGAUGAAGAAGAAAGUGCUUUACUUGGUGAUCAUCAAGUGGGAGCAGUAGAUCACCAAGACAGGAAGGAGAAGGCGAUGAAGCCGUUUUUGUUAUGUCCAGCGAUGAAUACAGCUAUGUGGCGACACCCUGCGACACGAGAACAUGUCAAGACGUUGCAGAGAUGGGGUGGUGCACAAGGAGCUUCGUCAUCUUCCACCAGAUUAUAUGAACAAACAGACCAGCGAAUGAAUCACACGACUGAUACGUUUGGCACAUCCACGUCAAGUUCGUUCUUUACAAAUAAAACACCUAAGCCUGGUGGUGGUGGAAAACAAGAAAUGUCGCCAAAAACAGCAUCGAGAAUGAGCGUGUCGCAAGGUGGAGUAAAAGAAGGCAUCACUCCUCCAUUACCGUCCUGGCAUAGUCAUGCUGAGAAGUCGGGUGUGUCAAUGAGCCAGCAACUUCACCAAACUAGACAGCUUGGAAUCCCCAAAAAGACACCAACCUAUCUGCGUUUCAUCGAUCCUGUGUCCAAAGUUUUGGCCUGUGGGGAUGAAGGUAAAGGUGCUAUGGCUGAGGUGCGAAGCAUUGUAGAAGCAGUCGGAAAGGCCGCGAAUUGGGUAAGAUAUGGAAAUGAGACUAAACCUGGCGAAUUAGGACCUCCUGGAGAUGGCAGAAAUGGACAAUUCAUAGCUGCUGGAAAACAAGGACUUUUUGGAGAUGGAGCUCGCAAGUAUGCAGAUUUAAGCGAAGGCGUUGUGGGAGAUGUAUUGGAUUUUGGAGGCGGAGGGAGCUUCUCAGAUACCCAACAAAGCUUUUCAAGUAGUGCUGCAACUGCACCAGAAGUAGUGGAUUUUUUCGCUUCUUCAAGCUUGCCCAAAAACUUCGAAUUGCAAAGAAGAAGAAUCGAUGCCUUUGUGCGGCAGUUAUGAGAUGAAGGAGACUUUUGAUUGUUGCGAGGAAUAGAUGUGUACUUUCACUCGACUACUUCUGUGUCAAAGUAGGUAAAGACCAGGUUUUGACACUCACUGCAAAGCUUGACGUUUGGUUCUCGAGAAAGUAUACCUGUAAUGCAUUUUGAAGAACAUUUUUCCCUCUGCUUCAUACUCUAUUCCGAAGGGAUCGAGAGUUGUGCUCGUUACUUCUGGUGGGACUUCGGUGCCUUUGGAGAAGAAUACGGUCCGUAGUAUCGAAAACUUUUCCACAGGCGGAAGGGGUGCGCGGUCUGCAGAGGCUUUUUUAAAGCAGGGAUGCAGUGUGCUAUUUCUUCAUUCCUCGCGGAGUCAGAUUUUCCCUAAGGUGCCGACCGCUGCCGCCUGGCCUGACAACCGGUUUGAGAACCUCAAAAAUCAAGAGAACAUGCCAGCAACGAGCACUGCUGCUACCAACCACCUCGUGCAAGAGAAUCUACCAUCUUCAAGCAGCACGGCAGCUGCCGAUCUCAAUCAACACGAGAGGAACCUUGAUCCAGAUAGAAUACCACUGAGAAUGCUCACUCCGGAUCUUCAAGCGCAGUUGCAUGAAAAUGAUGCUGUCUCGUGGAUGGUACCGUUAUGAGUGUAGGAAAUGCACCUCCGCAGAAGUCAGGUGGAAAACGGAAAGGACAUCUGCGGAGGUGCAUUUCCUACAGGAAGGAAAAGGCACACCGAAAGAAGGAAAAGGAAACACCUACAGAUGAUCUCUCUACGAGAUGCAGCAUUCCCUCUAUCUCCAAUACCGAAUCAUCCGAUUAACGAUGAACAUCGGACAUACGCAACGCUAGAGCAGAAGAAGUUAACCCAGACCCUGGAAGAGGCUGAAGAACAGUGGAUGCAAAUCUACGAACAGAAGCGAGAUGCAGUACUCCACAACUAGUAGAGUUUGUGACUUUGUUGAAUUCGUAGACUGAUGUGUCAUAUGAAAAUCAAUCAUGCGUUAGCACCGUAUCUGUUAGUAUGAAAAUUAGUGUUAGUAGUCGUGUUGUAGGACUACCAAUUCAAUUUUGUUACUACGUUACAUGUUAAUAACCAAGUGUGGUUUAUACGCUCUACUUCUUCUUGUUCUUGACUAUGAGCCAGAAAUAAAUUUCCCAUUGCACGAAAUUCAGGCACUGCAGGAUGCUCUAGCUCUCGUAGGUGAGACAAGUACAGCAAUCGUAGACGCUGUUGAUGAGGCACCUAAGGAUGUUGCGGAAGCGAAAUCGAACUCCCAGCUUGACAACCUCAUCGCCGCUGCCACUGCUAGUACUGCUACUGCCACCUGCAACAAUGCUGCUAGUUUCCUCCCGGUCGCGUUCACUACCGUUUUCGAGUAUCUUUUUUAUCUGCGUGAAUGCACCUCAGCUCUUGCUCCUCUGAAAAAACGCGCAUUAAUCUACUUGGCUGCCGCAGUCUCGGAUUUCUACAUACCUGAGUCGGAAAUGGUGACGGAUAAGAUUCAGAGUUCGCAGUCGUCGUUGACUCUACACCUAAAGCCGGUCCCGAAAGUCCUCCAAGAAAUUCGCAGGACCUGGGCACCAGACUGUUUUCUUACUACGUUCAAACUAGAAACGGAAUCUGAGGAGUUUCUCUUACGGAAAGCCGAUGCAGCCCAAAAAAAGUAUGCCGCAGACUGCGUUGUGGCCAACUUGUUGCAAAGCUAUCGGGAUUGGGUGAUGUUGUGUUUACCAGGAGGUUUGAGAAAGCGGGUAGCCAGUGCCAGGACAGCAAAGGAGACCGAGAAAACAUCAAAGGAAGACGGACAGGGGGAUGAGAAGACCAUAAUUAACACUAGAUCAACAGCAGAACCAGUGCCGGGACACAAGGUGGAAGAAAACAACUUAGAAGUAGAGGUUGUUCGAAGAUUAUUAGAGUUACAAGAACAAGCGAUAGGAUAUUCAGAAACAUUGACUGUUCGCGCAGAACUAGGAGUGCAUUGAGGACGUUCUACUAUUAGACUUCUCGGUGAUGUGAUUUUUUCUCUCAGCAGGAGCACGAUUAUGAAUAAUGAUAUGACGAGCGUCCUACAUCAACUUCAAGCUUGUCGACAACGCAC